Sparassis crispa is the source of this 3741-nucleotide messenger RNA. RefSeq lists its product as hypothetical. Gene Ontology annotation, biological process: DNA double-strand break attachment to nuclear envelope; double-strand break repair. Gene Ontology annotation, cellular component: Cul8-RING ubiquitin ligase complex; nucleus. The transcript has 8 exons. The coding region runs from base 1 to 3741 and encodes 1246 amino acids. Lineage: Eukaryota; Fungi; Basidiomycota; Agaricomycetes; Polyporales; Sparassidaceae. The record is from RefSeq and is a predicted model, not a curated record.
AUGGCUCCGUCCAUCUUCGCCGGUGUCUUUUACUAUACUUCGAUCAGCAUCCCCAGCUGCCUUCGAGAUCAGCUGAAACAGAUCCUCGACGACGAAGGAGCAUCCGACGUGCCACUCGAUGACCCCUUAUUGACCCACUUCAUCACCCUCACACCGCCCUCAGACGACGUCCUCGAGAGGAUACCCAACAAGGACAAAGUUCAGCAAGUUAUACCUACAUGGGCAGAGCGCUCGUUUGUUCUGGGUAAACAGCAGGCGGCCGAGCACUAUUCUCCCAACCCCGCCAAUCUCUUUUCGGGGAUCACAGCGACGGCGACAGACCUUUCUCCAGCCGACCUCGAGCUCCUCUCAGCCGGGAUCACAUCCCUUGGCGGACAGUGGCGUACAGCACUCACCCGCGACGUCACGCACCUCUUCGCGCUCUCGCCGGGGAGCGCCAAGUAUGAGACUGCGAUGCACUAUCGUGAGCAGACAGCCAUGUGCGUACUCGUCCCUCACUGGUUCGACGAUACGGUACGUCUUGGAAUUCGCGGCCUUCCCACUGACGAGUACGAAUGGCCUCACCCUCGCGUCUUCAAACCCGAGACGAGCACGGACGGCGCCGCGCCCGACGUGCCGUACCGUCUGUCCAGCGAGAAGAAGCGUUUCUACGAGACGGCGCUCGCCUCGUCGUUCGAUCGCCGACUUUCCCGUGCGCCACCGCGCAACAUCUGGAAUGGCCUGCGCAUUCUGCUCAGCGACUCCCUGGAGCUCUCUGCGAGCCAGCGGGACGCCCACGAGGAGGACAUCCGCCGCGAGGGCGGCAUCAUAAUACCGCUCAGUCUGAUCGGAUCUGGGACGCUACUCGAAGUCGCGCAGGAAGAGGCCAGACAGGUCCAGCAGGCGGACGUACUCAUCACGCGAUACAGGGUGGGCGUCGCCUAUGUCAAAGCAUUCAAGGCGAAGAAGACGAUCGGCAGCAUGACGUGGCUGUGGCAUGUGCGGUCCACGGGCGCACUCUCCCGCCCUACGGAUAAAUUGUUGCACUAUCCGAUACCUAAAGGUGCUCCUGAAGGAUUUGCGGAGCACUCUAUCACUAUCACGAACUACACCGGUAAAGAUCGCGAGUAUCUCAAGAAGCUGGUCUCCACCAUGGGCGGCAAAUUCACCGCGAGCAUGUCCAACACGAACACGAUCGUCAUCGCUGCAUACGUCGGCGGCACGAAGACAGCGAAAGCAGUAUCCUGGUCGAUCCCCCUCGUGAACCACACCUGGCUUGAGGACGCCUUCGUGCACUGGCGCGCACCAACGCCCGCACUCGAGAAAUACCUGUGCUUCCCGCCCGGCGUCGACUUUGGCGGUCUCCUCAGCGAGCGCGGCGUCGGCCCGCUCGAAUACACGCAGCAGGAGCUCGCCGCAAUGGCGCGAGCGGGCAUUCCCGGGACUGAGGCUGAGAAGGCGGCGGCGAAGGAGAAGGCACUCGCGUUGACGGAGGGGAAGUCAUUCGGGAAGAAUGGGACGGAGGACGGAGUGGAAGGAAGUAGGGAUAGGCACAUCCGUGCGACACCUUCUCCGGCUCGGACUGGCAACAGCGCGCGGGAGGUGGAGGACGUGGUCAUGGGCGAGGUCGUCGACGCGAGCAUUAUGGACGUCGACGCGGACAUCCUGCCUCCGCGGGACAAAGAUGCUGGUGCGAUGGACGUUGACGAGGGUCACGGUGCAAAACCUUCCACGAAGAAGGGCGACGGGAAGAAGAAGGUGGUCACGGUUGAUGAAGACGAGGCCGAGGACGAGAACGUCCCUGUGCCGUCUGUUCCCCUUCCGAGGCCUCCCAAGAAGAAGCUGGUGCGGCGGUACAGCAGGCAGUCCUCCUCGGAUGUCGCGCCCUCUGUUCCAGAGCCAGAAGAGCUAGAGAAGCAGCAGCUUCAGCCAAUAACGUCACCGUCCAGAUCUGUCCUAAGACAAUACAAGUCGAAGAGCAGGCUGGAAGCGGAGGAAGCACAGGACAAGAUGAAGAUAGGACCUCCAAAGCGGAAACCAAGGCAGGACAAACAGAAAGCCAAUCGAGCAGACAAGGAACGCGAAGACGACCGGCCCGCACCGAAAGUCCGUCCGUCAAAGCGCAAGACCAUCAUCCCCAUGGACUCCAGUGAAGACGAAGACAUGGAACCCCCCAAAGCCGAGAGCAGCGCCCGCCGGAAGCCAACCCAGAAAGCGGACGCGCCUCCAAAGCCCAUCAAAGGCUUCAAACUACCGAUACAGGGCGACUUGGACUCCUCCGACUCCAGCUCCUCCGCUGCGCCCGCCCACCCGAAGAGAACUGGCCCUGCCUCCCGCUCAGCGACCGUUCCUGAGUCCGUCGCGCCAUCGCGCUCUUCCACAUCUCCCACCAAACUUCGUCAGCAGGUCUCCGUACUGGUUCCCACCGCCGCCUCAGUGUACUCUUCCCCGAAGUCAAAGAAAUCCGUGCAGGGCACGCCGGCGAAGAGCGCGUUACGCAGGACGGACUCCGUCCGCGCCGCCGCACCAGAAGCAUCCGUGCAGUCCCCGACCAAACGGGGACGGCCGUCGGGCUCCGCCAAGCGCGCUGCUUCAUCUGUGUCCUUCCAGCCUCCCACAGAGGACAGCACCACGAUUACCACGGCUCCCAUGCCGGCGGCGCUGACGCGCACGCCGUCGAGGCGAUCGGCGGCGACGAGGGCGACGCGGAAGCUGCACGAGGAGAUCAUGCCGGACGUGAUGAACUUCCAGAAGGAGAUGAAGAACGGUACGGUGCGCUCCGUGUGGGAGGCUGAGGAGAGGGAUAAAAGCAAGAGCGCCAGCGUGGGCGCGCUUGAUGAGGAUGCCCGGAAAGGUAGGGGUAAGAAGCGUGUAUCGGGUGCAGCGGAGGAGCAUGGGGCGGAAGAGCAGGAGGAGCAGCCGAUGAAGAAGCGGCUACGGACGAGUGUGGGGACAGCGAGCGCGAAGAAAGGGAAGGCGGGGGUGGCAGGAGGUGCGCGGCAGAGUUCAGGGAAGAGGAAACGCGAUUCCUCCUCCUCCUCAGAGGAAGACUCCUCAGAGGCUGGUAUAGGAAAGCCUCGUCGCAAGCCUGAGAGCGGUGCGAAACGCGUGUCUCUGGGUGCAGCGAAUACGUCUCGUACAAACCCCAAGAAUGCUCGGAUCAUGACGACGCAGCUCUCGGUCUCGGACGACGUGAAACAGGUCCUGACCAGGAUGGGCGUGAAGAUGACGACGAAGCCGACCGAGUGCACGCACCUUGUGACGAAUAACGUCGUCCGGACGGAGAAAUUCUUGUGCGCCCUCCCGGUCGUGCAACACAUCCUGAGCGAGAAAUGGCUCCUCGCGUCCGCAGCGACGAAGCAACUGCUGCCGGAGAGCGACUAUGCGCUCGUCGACCCGGAAGCGGAGAAGAAGUUCGGGUUCAAGCUUGCGGAGGCGUUGCGACGCGCGCACGCCGGGAAGCUCUUUGCAGGGAUGACGUUCUACGCGACGCCGCGCAUCGGGGUCGACCACAAGCUGCUCAAGAACGUCGUCACCGCCAACGGGGGGCAGCUGUCAACGCAGACACCGACGGCGCGCAUUCUGAGCGGGCAGGCGCACCGGUACGUGAUCUCGUCGCCGACGGACGUGUCGAUCUGGCGGCCGCUGGCCGAGCAGGGUCACGCGGUGUACACGCAGGAGCUCAUCCUGACGGGUGCGCUGCGCCAGGAGAUUGACUGGGACAGUCCCACGAACAGGGUUGCGGGCUCGGUCGAGGCGUAG